UCCACCCUUCCUCCCACUUUCUUCCAACCGUCGUUUGUCUGCAACAAACGAAUUCUCCCUUCCAAACAACAAACGGCAAAUCCAACGACAAUGCGCCCAACCACCCGACAGGAAGUCCUCGCGCGUUUGCGCAAGACCAUCGCCGACGGCGCCAUCAUCGUCGGCGCCGGAGCUGGAAUCGGGCUCUCCGCCAAAUUCAUCGAAAAAGGCGGCGCCGACCUGAUCCUGGUCUACAACUCAGGCCGGUUCCGCAUGGCGGGCCGGGGGUCGUUGGCGGGCAUGAUGCCCUACUCCGAUGCCAACGCGGUCGUAGUCGACAUGGCCUCCGAAGUCCUCCCGAUCGUCGAAAACGCCCCCGUCCUAGCAGGAGUCUGCGGCACCGACCCCUUCCGCGACAUGCGGGCCUUCCUGCAGCACCUGCGCACCCUGGGCUUCGUGGGGGUCCAGAACUUCCCGACGGUCGGCCUCAUCGACGGGAGAUUCCGGGCCAAUCUCGAGGAGACGGGGAUGGGGUACGAGCGCGAGGUGGCGAUGAUCCGGCUGGCGCACGAGCUGGACCUGGUGACGACGCCGUACGUGUUCAACGUGGACGAGGGCGAGCGCAUGGCGCGCGCGGGCGCCGACGUGAUUGUCGUGCAUCUGGGGCUGACGACGUCCGGGACGAUCGGGGCGCAGACGAGUUUAUCGUUGGAUGAGAGUAUUCACGUCAUUCAGGAGGUGCGGGAUGCGGUCGUGAAGAUCAAUGCGGAGGUCAUUGUGUUGUGCCAUGGGGGCCCGGUGGCCAGUCCGGAGGAUGCGCAGUAUGUCUUGGGAAGAGUGAGGGGCGUGCAUGGGUUCUUUGGGGCCAGCAGUAUGGAGCGGUUGCCGGUGGAGAGGGCGAUUGAGGAGAAUGCGAGGCGGUUUAAGGGGGUGAAGUUGGGGUGAGUAGCUCUUAGUUAGUGGAUGGCUUUGUUGUUGAGUGUAAUGUGCCUGCUGUAGGUAUGUAUGGCGGUAUAAUUUGAUGUAUGGGGUGGAGGAUGG
Molecule: messenger RNA, 1020 nt
Organism: Aspergillus japonicus CBS 114.51
Lineage: Eukaryota; Fungi; Ascomycota; Eurotiomycetes; Eurotiales; Aspergillaceae
Product: TIM-barrel enzyme family protein
Exons: 3
Coding region: 91-924 (277 amino acids)
Molecular function (GO): catalytic activity
Source: RefSeq, a predicted model, not a curated record